This is a messenger RNA of Saccoglossus kowalevskii, 1456 nucleotides long. Its product is annotated as G-protein coupled receptor GRL101-like. The record is from RefSeq and is a predicted model, not a curated record. NCBI's taxonomy places the organism in Eukaryota, Metazoa, Hemichordata, Enteropneusta, Harrimaniidae.
AUAUGGCGACACGUAUUCGUUAUGCUGCAUUGCGGGACGUGACAAUGACGAGUUGACUGAGUGCUUACCAAGAAAAACACAAUUGUCAUCAUGCGACUCUUUACUAAGAAAUUACUUUUUAAGAAUAUGUGCAUGGUUGUUUGGAUUGGCAGCCGUAUUUAUGAACUCAUCUAUAAUUAAAUGGAGAUAUGAUAACUUGUCUCGUAGUAAAGUGAAUUCGGUUGAGUCUCGUCUCCUCAUUAUACUGACUAUAUUCGACUUCAUAAAUGGAGUUUACAUAUUAAUUAUUGCUGGAGCUGAUGCUCAUUUUGGCAAUGAAUUUGUGCUGCAUGGUGAUAACUGGCGUCAAAGUAUCGUAUGUACAUUGAUUGGCAUCAUAGAAACUGUUGCAAGUCAGUCAUCGUUGUACAUUGUUACAUUAAUGACUAUCGAUCGCUGCCUUGUGAUUGCACUACCGUUCAGAGAUAUACGAUUGCAUAAAACAUCUGCCAGAUAUUUGGUGAUAUUUGGUGUCUCUUUGAUUAUAAUCUUAGCCACUAUACCAGCGUUCCCCAUUACUUAUUUCGGAACUAACUAUUACGGUGAAACAGAUGUAUGUUUGCCAUCUUAUUUCCACGAGGAACGCCCGUCUGGAUGGGAAUACACUACAGCAUUUUUCAUUCUGCCCAACUGCGUCUUUGUCAUCGUUAUUAUGAUAUGCUACAUUGUUGUGUUCAAAACGAAACAUACCUCUGACCAAUCAUUAAAUGCUAAAGACAAGACUGCUUUUACAAUGUCAGUGCGAAUUCUGGUGAUUGUGUUCUUCGUCAUGGGACGAUGGAUUCCAUUUAUCUGCACCAAUCUUGUUGGCAUUACCGAGAUUACAAUACCUGGAAAUAUAUAUCCUUACGUGAUUGUGCUCGUUUUGCCAAUCACCGCUGUAACCAAUCCAAUGAUGUAUACAUAUAUAUCCGGAACAUACACGCUCAUUAAUAUCAGUGCAAUUAAAUCCAAGAUUGACGAAAAACAAAGAAUUACGAGAAUAGGUAAAAACAUAAAAGAUGAUUUUAAACGCAUCAUAAAUACCAGCCGUAUAUGUUGGUCAGCGGUGUUUGUAAAUAAUAAAGCUAUAGCAAAAGAUAUGAUGGUCAGAUAUAAGCACUGGAAUGUAGUAACCACUGCGGACAAGAACAAUAUAACAAAUGAUGUUGAGACUGCUCUGAUCUCUCUUUGUGAAGCUAAGCUGUGUGUUUCUGAUUUGGUUAAUGAAAACAACAUUUAUAUUGAAGAGAAAUACGGACAUCUAUUAUUUAGAGCAACCAUACUAUUUGACGGCAUAGCGAAACACAAAGCUAUCAAUUGCGAAGAUGAUAGGAACAAAAUAAUUCAUCAUGUUUCUGAAUAUGUAAAAAUGAAGACUCGAGUUUACGUGGAAUCAAAAACUGGUGAUAUUGAUGAUGAUGUCAUAAGCGACUAG